Messenger RNA from Entelurus aequoreus (snake pipefish), 2400 nucleotides. It is a transcript of the gene dnajb12b, whose product is annotated as DnaJ heat shock protein family (Hsp40) member B12b. Gene Ontology annotation, biological process: cellular response to misfolded protein. The record is from RefSeq and is a predicted model, not a curated record. Gene Ontology annotation, molecular function: Hsp70 protein binding. Lineage: Eukaryota; Metazoa; Chordata; Actinopteri; Syngnathiformes; Syngnathidae. The transcript is spliced from 8 exons. Gene Ontology annotation, cellular component: endoplasmic reticulum membrane. Bases 172 to 1269 code for a protein of 365 amino acids.
UGAUGCUAACGUUGCUGCUGCUCCUUUCUCCACCUAAAAAAAAAGAUAACAUCCACAAGACUGACUGACAGUGCGGCUGCAGCGUCCGCAUGACGUCAUCUGCCGUCGUCUUGGUGGAGACCGGGUCCAGCUGAAGUCAGCAUCAUCAGCAUCAUCAUCACCCCCGCCGCCAUGGAGGUGAACCGGGAUGAGGCUGAACGCUGCAUUGACAUCGCCGCCGCGGCGCUGAGCAGCGAGCAACCCGAGAAGGCGAGGAGGUUCCUGGAGAAGGCCCAGAGACUCUUCCCUACCGAGAAGGCGCGGGUGCUGCUGGAGCUCAUCUCCAAGAAUGGAUUCACUCCCAGACAAGGCGCACACUUGAAUGGAGACUCAGGACCGAGACAACGAACAACACAAAGUCAGGACACCAGAAGACCUGAAGAGAAAACCUCAGAUACCUCAAAGUCCUACACCGCAGACCAGGUGGAUGCUGUGAGAAGGAUCAAACAGUGCAAAGAUUUCUACGAGAUCCUCGGCGUCACCAAAGACGCUUCUGAGGACGAGCUGAAAAGAUGUUACAGAAAACUGGCGUUGAAAUUCCACCCGGAUAAAAACCACGCUCCCGGUGCCACGGAUGCGUUCAAAGCCAUCGGGAACGCGUACGGCGUGCUGAGUAACGACAACAAAAGACGACAGUACGACGAGUGCGGCGAGGAGAGGAGGCAUCCUUCCAGACACGGGCCGGACCAUGGCAACUUUGACGCUGACAUUUCGCCUGAGGACCUCUUCAACAUGUUCUUCGGAGGGGGUUUUCCUGCAAGUAGUCAACACACAAACGGGAGGAUGAGACACCAGAGGCCGCAAAGAAGGGAAAGGCAAAGAGAUGGCGGCCUGGCUCUCUUCGUGCAGGUGAUACCCAUCCUCGUCCUGGUCAUCGUGUCGGCCCUCAGCCAAAUAAUGGUCAACAGCCCCUCCUACAGCCUCAGCUUUCGCCCAUCAGCGGGCUACACGCAGAAGAGGCUGACGGAGAACCUCAAGGUGCCGUACUAUGUCGGCGAGCAGUUCCCCAAAGAGGUCAGCAGCGGGAAUUUGAAGCGCCUGGAGCAGACGGUGGAGGACGAUUACAUUUCCAACCUGCGCAACAACUGCUGGAAAGAGAAACAGCAAAAGGAAGGCAUGCUUUACCGGGCUCGCUAUUUCGGCGACACCGACCUGUACCAGAGGGCGCAGCGGGCCAGGACGCCGAGCUGUGCCAAGCUGUCCGAGAUCACCGCGUCCUACCAGGGCUGAGGCGUCGUCCUGUGCGUGCAGCGUCGACACACCCGGGCGCUCAAGUUCUGAUCUUACCUUUUUGUCCUGUCCUCUGUCCUGAGAAGAGCUGGCUGUAAAUACUCGAGCUUUAAUGGAAGCGCCGGAACACGCAACAAGCGCGACGGAGGGUGAGGAUUUCGGUGGACCUGACUUGCACCUUCUAACCCGUUGAAACUAUGCAGUAAUGUUGUCCUUGACCUCAUUGUAACACCGCAGUUUCCUUUUAUUCCGUUAAAAAUCUAUAUUUUAGCCGCUUAAAGCAGGGGUGUCCAACCCAGUGUCGGACGAGCUAGCUAUAAUAAUAAUAAUAAUAAUAGAUUUUAUUUGUAAAAAGCACUUUACAUUGAGUAAACAACCUCAAAGUGCUACAGUGUAUUAAAAAAAAUAAAAAGAUAAUAAAAAAUAAAUAAAAACAAAAACUAGAACAGCUAAAACUAGUGUGCAUAUAUCUAAAAAAAAAAGGCUUUUUUAAAAAAAAGAAGGGUUUUUAAGCCUUUUUUAAAAGUAUCCACAGUCUGUGGUUCCCUCAGGUGGUCAGGGAGAGCAUUCCACAGACUAGGAGCGGUCUCCCAUUCCCUAUGCUAAGCAUUAGCAUACAUUUCAAAUAAAAGUGCAAUAUUAUACUGGUUGUUUUUUUAAAUCUGUCUCAGGCGUGCCUCAAUAGUGUUUUGUCCAAAAUCUGGCCUUGAUGGUGAAACUGGAACAGUUUAAAAAGCCCCACUGGGAACAUGCUAACAUGCUUAAAUGUUUCCAGCUAACGCUGUUUGUCCAUUUUUGACAUACACACUGUAACUCCGCACGUCCAUCCAUCCAUCCAUCCAUUUUCUACCACUUUGUCCCUUUGGAGGUCACGUGUUCAUCGUGAUAUGUCACAUACAACAACGUGAAAUAAAGGAACGGAACAGGGGUACGCAAGCGUUAGCGACACUAGCAAAGCUAUGUUAGCAUUUUUAGCCUUAACUCGUCGCAUUGCGACUGACACUAAAUGUUAUUUUUUUCCAGUCGUUUUGGUUUGAAGUUCAAAGUUUGUCACUCCGUAAUUUUUGUAAUUUAAUUUCAAAGUUUGUUUUUUUGUUUUUUUAGAUUUAAGUUCAAAGUUUGUAAUUUUGU